UAUAUAAUAGAAUAGAUGAUUACUAUUAACAUAGAAACUCCCAAUCAUACUAGAUAUUAAGGAUUUCUUCAUAAAGUAGACAUCACCGAAAAUACAAUUUUGUUACAUUCUGUAAUAAAUUAUGGAAAAGCAAAAAGACCCAUAAAAUAAAAUAUUUCUGAUAAUAAGAAAUAGAACUAUUUUAUACAAUUUCCCUUAGAAUAUGUUAAAACUGAUACUAUCAUUACUACUAAUGAUGGAAAAUCAUAUAAAGCUAAACUACAAAAAAUAGAUACCUAUACUAAAUUUCCAAUUUUCCAGAAUAUCUAAUUAAUUUCUAAAUAAUUGGAAGACAGUGAAAGGACAACUUUUGACUUCAAAUCUCAUAGAUUAAUUUCCAUUAAUAAAAAAUAGUAGAUCAAAAUGAAAUAAUCAGUUCAAAAUUAAAAUAAAUCUGUUGAUCUUUAAUAAUCAAGUCCUUCUUGUAGAACUAAUAAUCAUAGGUUAUAAGCUAAAUUUAAAGAAUUAACAGAAUAAAUAGGUUAUAGACCUAAACUUAAAUUUAAAAAUUGA
Messenger RNA from Paramecium sonneborni, 552 nucleotides. The record is from the annotation of a GenBank genome assembly. Lineage: Eukaryota; Ciliophora; Oligohymenophorea; Peniculida; Parameciidae.